UCAUGACGACAGAGCUAUCUAUUUUUCAGUUUGCGCUCAGUCUAACAAGUCCAGCGUUCUCCAGAAAAAACAAGCACAGAUAGAACAAACGCUCGUGGGUGCCUUUUUCACUCUCCUUUUUUCCUUCCAUAUCCUUUCAAUUUCACUACUCCGCCCAAACGACCAGUACUUUCACAGCGGUAAGAUGUCAAACUCGGUACUCCGAACUCAGACGAGGGAGCGGUUCUACAACCUGCCGGCGGUUAGGCGGCAUCAACAGCAGUUGCAGAGGCAGCAGCAGACAUUCAGACCGUCGCAAAAUGAGAUUUGGAGACCGUUGAACAAGGAGAACCGAGUCAACUCGGACGAUUCAAUGACUGAGAUUCGGAUGGAUUCUGACGAGCCUACAUUGUUGUCGCCGAAGGUUUCUAUAUUGUCUAAUUUGGAUAGGCUCAUGGAGGCGGUCACUCCUUUUGUUCCGGCUCAUUGCUUCUCUGAGGCAAAAUUUAGGGGAUGGGAAACUCGUGAAACAGAUUUGCACUCAUAUUAUUGUCUCAGUGAUCUUUGGGAAUAUUUUAGUGAGUGGAGUGCAUACGGUGUUGGAGUCCCGCUAACGUUGAACGGGAGUGAUUCUGUUAAGCAAUACUAUGUUCCUUACUUGUCAGGCAUACAAUUGUAUGUUGAUCCACAUAGGCCAAGGACUAGUAAGGACAGUGAUGCUGGAAGUAGUGACUCUGAAACAGAUAGGAGAGUAAAAGGUGGUGUUGAUGGAGCUUGGUCACAGCACAACUCAAAGAGUACGAAUAGAUCACAUAUUAGUUCCUCUAGUGAUGAUGUUCAGGUUGACAAGUCAGCUCAGCUGCUGGUUUUUGAAUACUUUGAACAAGAGCAACCACAUCAUCGAAAACCUUUGUAUGACAAGAUUUCAAGUCUUGCAUCUCAAUUUCCAGGGAUCAGGAUGUACAGGAGCUCUGAUCUAUUACCAGCAAGUUGGAUUUCAGUGGCUUGGUACCCAAUAUACAGAAUACCUAUGGGUCAAACCCUACAAAAUCUGGAUGCAUCUUUCUUGACCUUCCAUUCUUUGUCAACACAUUCUCAAACUGGUGCAGGUAAAAAUCAGCUGCAGAAACCUGCUUCUAGCAGUAGGAAAGUCUGUGGUGUUGAAGCAUCUACAAAUAUCCCUCUAUCAGUUUUUGGCCUUGCUUCCUAUAAGCUGAAAGGUUCAAUUCUGACUGCCAAUGGUGCCCAAGAAUGGCAGCAAGCAAGCUCUCUGUUACAAGCUGCUGACAAUUGGCUGCAAUGUUUACAAGUGCAUCAUCCUGAUUUCCAGUUCUUUGCAUCACAUAACUCACAGUGGAGAUAACCAAGAUACCUUAGUUCUCUGUAACUGGUCUUUUGAGUGGUAGUUGGGGAAUCGUAAAGGCUCUGUCGGAAUGAUACUUAGUGACAAAUGAUAUAGCUUACUUAAAACUCUUCAAAGAAGCACCUUGUUUUUCAGCUUUUGAUUCUAGACUGCAUUCAUUGAAUACGAGGUAGCUAUUUUACAAUA
Messenger RNA from Hibiscus syriacus, 1528 nucleotides. RefSeq lists its product as uncharacterized. The record is from RefSeq and is a predicted model, not a curated record. Bases 185 to 1342 code for a protein of 385 amino acids. The transcript has 6 exons. NCBI's taxonomy places the organism in Eukaryota, Viridiplantae, Streptophyta, Magnoliopsida, Malvales, Malvaceae.